AUGUCUCUUCCUCCGGAUCUGAAAGUGCUCUGCCGCCGACUGACUUCAACACCACCAGCUCAGCUGCCUCACUCAAUCCCGGCCUUCAUCAACCAUGUCAUCCGCUGCAAAGAUGUCUUGUCUGCGCCUCAGGAUCCCAAGGCAACAUCCAGCUCAUCCGAGGCUGCUACUCUGGUCCAUAAGCUGAGAACCAUCAUCAUGACUCUGCUGAACGGCAAGAGUGCCAUGGGGCGCUUCACCGGUGCAACCCUCGUCAAGGCCGUCAUCGACGUGGGCGGCUGGGAAUGUCUGAAGGAAUCCGGCAACUGGGUUCGCGGACUCCUGGCCAUGCUCCAGAAAAACGACCCCUUCCCGGUCAAGGAGAUCGCCAUUGUCACCCUCGUCCGCAUUUACACCCUCAUUCACGGUUAUCAAACCCUCACCAGGGAGAUCGCGACGCCCACCAUCCCGACCUUCUUCAACGCAUGCCUACAGCUGAUCAAGCUCCCGGCGGCGGGCCAGCGCCUCAAGACGCCACUGACCGUCGUCGAGACCGUCCUUGACGCGUUCUCCGCCCUGAUCCCGGCUUACCCGACCACCUGCCGCCCCUUCAACGGCCAAGUCAAGACAGCCAUCCGGCCAUACUUGGCGCCUACCUCUUCUGAUGGCACGACGGUGCCCCAGUCCCUUCGUAAGGCUAGCAGACACCUGGCCAUCUCGCUACCGCUUACCACGGCGGGCAAAACGGGACCCGGUGACGACUGGGCCAAGCUCGUUGACGGUCUGAGGAAAGAAUUCCACUCGACUGCUGACCAGGUCUUCCGCGCCGUCCAGGAGUCCUGGGAGGCCUCGGCGCCGUACACCCGCUCCAAGGUCGACUUCGACACGCAGCCGCAGGGUCUAGAGACACCCGACCAGUUACCUCAAUGGACCGGAAUCUCGGCCGGCCGUGACAGACUCGUCGGUCUACUCCAUUACCUGUCUGACGCGCUCCGUUACUCGACCAAGACACCCGUCACAAUCCCCAUCGCUUCUCUCAUGGACGUCGUCUCUCGCGUUGCGCUCAUCAGCCGCAACUCCAAGUCCCAAUCAUGGGACCAGGCAAUCGAGACUCAAGCCGCCGUGGGUAGAGAAGAGAAGGAGGAACUUUGGGCUGCGAUGCCUGACAUCCACGUCGCCGCCCUGGACCUCCUUCUCGUUCUGGUGCAAAGGCUGGAGCGCAACGCACUAUCAACCGUCCCGGAAAUCUACGACAACAUGGUUCUCAUCUUCCGCUCCGGUAUCGACAUCCCUACCGUCCGCGCUGCCACCUACAUGCUCCUGGACGAGACGCUCCCGAUUGCCGGCCCCGGCCUGCAGAAGCUCACCGUUGAGACGCUCGGCAUCGUCUCGCUCGCCUGCUGCCGCGAUAUCCAACAAGAGUCAGGCUACGUCAAGGAAACGAAACCCGCUACCAAGACCGCCACCGAGACCAAGAAGAACAACAUCGCCGCCAACGCCGACCUCUUUCUUCCUUCGCAGACCGCCGCAGACUCGACAUCCACGUCCAGGCCAACCCUCGACCCGUCCCAUCGUGCCGCCGCCGACUCCCUCCUCGCCAGCUUGCUGACUCACCUCCCCCAGCAGCACCUCAAGCCCGGCCUUCGCGGCCUCCUGGACCAGACGGCUAUCCUCUCGCGCAACCGCGACGCCAUGAUCGCCAGCGUGCUCAACCCUUACGUCAACCAGGGCGGUGCCAUGUUCCCCAGCAUCCUGCCCUUCCUCUCGCAGCAGUUCCCGCACGAUCGCGGCGUCGAGAUCCUGCGCUCCAACAUCCGUACCUCGACUCAGGGAUCUUCGGACGUUCUCGAGGGCGUCGACGCCACGCUCGAGGAGCUCGAGGCCGAGGAGGCCGCCAGGGAUGGCGACGAGGAAAUCGUUUCGGAGAUCGAGGUCAAAGGUGACGCGGAAGACCAGGAGAUGAAGGAAGCCGCGGCCGAGGCAUCGUCGGCUAGCGAGACAAUCGUCGUUGCCAACGACGACGACGCCGAGGACAGCAGCAACCCGUUCCGCCCGUCAAAGGACGCCGGCGGAGGCGGCUCGAUCGAGGUCGUGAACCCCUUCGCCGUGACGUCUGCUCAGAAGCGCAAGCUCGACGACGAGGGCGCGAGCCCGCCCAAGAGGCAGAGCGUCGAGAGGAAACCUGAACGGACGGUCGCUGCCGCCCCGGAGCCGGAAGGGGACGACGACGAUAGCGACGAUGAGAGCGUUCACCUGAACAUGGACCUUGAUGAUGAUGACGAAGAAGAGGACGAGGAGUAG
Colletotrichum higginsianum IMI 349063 is the source of this 2280-nucleotide messenger RNA. RefSeq lists its product as uncharacterized. Gene Ontology annotation, biological process: rRNA processing. Lineage: Eukaryota; Fungi; Ascomycota; Sordariomycetes; Glomerellales; Glomerellaceae. Gene Ontology annotation, cellular component: nucleus. Bases 1 to 2280 code for a protein of 759 amino acids. The record is from RefSeq and is a predicted model, not a curated record. The transcript is spliced from 2 exons.